GGUGUCGAGAGGCGCCGCCGGUCGCGAGGCGUUGGAGGCGCGAGCUGCGGCGCGAGGUGAGGUGAUGCGAGGGGACGUGAGGGGCACGCGAGCUUCUUCAGAGCACGGCGUCGCGUCUCUACUGGAAGUGGAAGUGAAAGGGUCCAGGGAAAGGCCCCUGCAUCCAUGGACACGAUGACCAAAAGCCGGCUCUUCCGCCUGUGGCUGGUCCUGGGGUCUGUGUUCAUGAUCCUCCUGAUCAUCGUGUACUGGGACAACAUGGGCUCCACCCACUUCAACCUGCACAAGUCCCUCUCCAGGCCGCACGUGCUGAAGCCCUUCCCCAGCCCCAAUUCAGCGCCUGGGGACGUCUUCACCUCCAGCCUCGAGAUUUGGGAGAGCUUCGUCAGGGAGAAGCAGCGCCCCCUUUUGGGUAAAAGGGUGGAGCAGCCCUCCCUGCCGGCCUCCAGCAAGCCUGUGCUCGGCAACCUGGAGGAGAGCGUGAGGGGCUACGACUGGUCCAGCCACACUGCCCAGCAGAGUCCGGACCCGGAUGGGCGGCAGGCCGAGCGGAGGAGCGUGCUGAGGGAGUUCUGUGCCAACGCCAGCUUCGUGUUCCCCACCAAGGAGCGCUCCUUCGAUGACAUCCCCAACUACGAGCUGAACCACCUCAUCGUGGACGACCGCCACGGGGUCAUCUACUGCUACGUGCCCAAGGUGGCCUGCACCAACUGGAAACGCGUGAUGAUCGUCCUGAGCCAGAGCCUCUCAGACCAGGGCACGCCCUACCGCGACCCCCUGGACAUCCCCCGGGAGUACGUCCACAACUCCAGCACCCACCUGACCUUCAACAAGUUCUGGCGCCGCUACGGGAAGUUCUCCAGGCACCUCAUGAAGAUUAAGCUGAAGAAGUACACCAAGUUCCUGUUCGUACGCGACCCCUUCGUGCGCCUCAUCUCGGCUUUCCGCAGCAAGUUCGAGCUGGAGAACGAGGAGUUCUACCAGAAGUUCGCCGUCCCCAUGCUGAGGAUGUACUCCAACCACAGCAGCCUGCCCGCCUCGGUCAGCGAGGCCUUCAGCGCCGGGCUCAGGGUGUCCUUCGCCAACUUCAUCCAGUACCUGCUGGACCCACACACGGAGGAGCUGGCGCCCUUCAACGAGCACUGGCGGCAGGUGCACCGCCUCUGCCACCCCUGCCAGAUCGACUACGACUUCGUGGGCAAGCUGGAGACGCUGGACCAGGACGCCGCCCAGCUGCUGCGGCUCCUCAAGGUGGACCGGCUGCUCCAGUUCCCCCCGAGUUACCGCAACAGGACUGCCAGCAGCUGGGAGGAAGGCUGGUUUGCCAACAUCCCCCUGGCCUGGAGGCAGCAGCUAUACAAACUCUACGAAGCAGACUUUGUUCUCUUCGGCUACCCCAAACCUGAAAAUCUGCUUAGAGACUGAAGGCGCUGGGGGAGAUCCUGAACACCAAAAAAAAAGUGCUUGUGUUGUUCCUUUCAACCUGAAGGAAGGGCCGGUGGUACCGCGACCAUCUUCCAGAGGAUGGAGCACUGGCCUGCCACAUAUAUUUUUUUACGGCUUCGUUUCUCUCCUGGUGUGAAUUCCACAGUGCUCGGUUGAUGAGCCCGCUGGAAACACCUGGAACUGAUCACACCCACACUCCAGUUUGUAAAAUAACCUAUGGUUUUGCAGUCUAGACUUACUGUUUACUGCUUCCCUGUAUUCAUUGAGUACUGUGUUAAUAUUGUUUUUUUAAGAUUAAUAUAUUUCAGAUAUUUAAUAUGAAAAGUGGAGAAGGAAGUGGUGGAGUAAAAGGUUAUACCUGCUCCUGCCGCCUGCACUGUGGUUCUUCCGGUGGGGCAACACGCUCACGAGGGGCCCUGAGCAAUGCUGUGGCCCACGCUUAGGCCUCAGGGCCUCGAUUUCAGGAAGGGAGGGUUCCUGGUUGUCUUCAGCAAAAAGGAGGACCUUAAGUUUACCAUCAGGCCUUCCUGUAUUUGUGCAAGGGCAGCACAUCCUCCAAAAGUGAAAGCUCUUUUGUUGUUUAGUCGUUCAGUCGUGUCCGACUCUUUGUGAACUCAUGGACUGCCAGGCUCCUCUGUCCAUAGAAUUCUCUAGGCAAGAACACUGGAGUGGGUUGCCAUUCCCUUCUCCAUGGGAUCUUCCCUACCCAGGGAUCAAACUCGGGUCUCCUGCUUGGCGAGUGGGUUCUUUACCACUGAGGCAGUGGGGAAGCUCCGGGAUUAGGUGAUCCAUGAGAAAAAGGAGGGCUGGGGUGUUUUCUUUGGGGAAUUAUUUCGUCUUGCAUCAUCCGGAGGUGAUGUUAAUGAAGACCCCUGGUUUGCACUUGUCCCUGCCUUUGCUUGAGUGCUUUAGAUGAGAACCAGAUUUCACCCGUCAGGCCUGCCGGAGGUGAUUCCACUUGGCUGUCUUGGUCACCACCCGGAGGGCAUCUGCUCUUGGUGAUGGCACCAUCAUGCCCGCGGACCAGGAUCUGCUGGGUGACUUUUGUCGGUGAUGGGCAAACACGGCCUGUCUUCCUGCGUCUGCACUUGGCGGAUUUUGAGUGUGAGAGCUUGCAGUCCUGGUGGGAGGCUGGCAGGACUGUCAGCACGUGUGCUGUGCCUGGAGUGUAUAGCUGAGAAGUACAGCUUAGGUCUCCAGGCCUUCAGAACGUCCCUGCUGCGGUGGGGACUGCGCACACUUCAGCCGGGUGCGGGCUUGAGUGGGGCGGCGCCGACCUCUGAAGGGAAGAAAGCUCCCUCGGAGGGGCAGGGGCACAGUGCCGGCCCGACGGUCAGCAGCGGUGCGCGGAGCAAGAGGAUCUACAGACUGGGAACACGGAGGGUCAGCUCCAGCCCCAUCCAAAACAGGGGAAGAGUGAAGUUCAAACCCCAGCCCACACACCUCCACCCUCGCCAGCACGGCCUCCACGUGGCCCCGUGCUCCCUGCAGCGCCCCUCACCAGGAGUGGGGGCAGUGGGGGCGGCAGGGAGUGGAAGGCACACCCCCCCAGACCCAGGGCACAGCAGUGUCCACUGGGCCUGUCGGAGAAGUGAAAACGGUGAAGAGAAGUCCAGCGAGAGAUUGGAGGAUGGGGAGAUGGGAUUUCAAAGCACUCAUCCGUGCACAGUCCCCACCUUGCCCACCUGGGCCCCACGGUCACUGGCUGCCGGUACUUUGUGUCCCUUCAUCCAGCUCUGAGGCCGAACAGCCCCCUGGACACCAGAAGGGAAAAGCUGCGGGCUGGAGGAGACAUGGGCUGAGCCAUGAUUCGGGGAUGGAUUUUUCCACCCCAGUCGCUGGAGGGCAGCGGCAUCAGGCAGCAGACUGCUGGGUGGAGAGUUUGAGAAAGAAGUGUAUGAAGUGAGGGAUCCAAGACUCCUCCCGAGAUCUGGACACCACCCCUGUUUACAGCGAGAUGAGUGUCCUUAAGGAACAAGCAAGCACUUCUGUGGGCUCAGUUCAAACAUCUGAGCUUCUUCCCAGGAAAAUUCUAGCGGAAACUCUGGCUUUGACAAAACCACUCUUACUUCAAAGCCCUUUACAGAAAUUGGGGGCUUAAAAACAAUCCAGAUGAAACAGUUUUGCCAUUUCAGUUGGUUUUCUCCCAGAGUAUCUUGCUUCCAGGAGGUUUCCAGAAUACUUUGGUUUCAAAAC
Messenger RNA from Dama dama (fallow deer), 3642 nucleotides. RefSeq names its product carbohydrate sulfotransferase 12 (gene CHST12). The record is from RefSeq and is a predicted model, not a curated record. The transcript is spliced from 2 exons. NCBI's taxonomy places the organism in Eukaryota, Metazoa, Chordata, Mammalia, Artiodactyla, Cervidae. Gene Ontology annotation, cellular component: membrane. The coding region runs from base 166 to 1425 and encodes 419 amino acids. Gene Ontology annotation, biological process: proteoglycan biosynthetic process; carbohydrate biosynthetic process. Gene Ontology annotation, molecular function: sulfotransferase activity.